AUGUUGAGAAUCUUUGAUUUCUCUCCUCUCGUAAGAAGAAAAAACACUCACAGAACUGUCACAUUAGCCUCGGAAACUGGACGGAGCAUUGACGACGACACGGCACGAAAACGGAAAAAACGAGUAUGGAAAGAAAACAUAGUAAGACUCGGAAGUUGGAACAUUACAUCAUGGAGCAACAAAGACUAUAAGGUGGUCGUAGAAAUAGAGAAAAACAAAAUAGAUUUCUGCGCACUUUCAGAGACCAAGAAGAAAGGCAAUGGCAGUCAAAGGUACCAAAACUACAUACUGUUUUAUAGUGGAGUCGACAAGAACUUGCGAGCACCGGGAGGAGUAGGGUUACUAGUGAAUAAAAAAUUUGAAAAAGAUAUUAAGGAAGUACAGUAUAUAAGUCAUAGCAUCAUACAGAUAACAGUAGAGCUGGCCAACGAAAGAACACACCUACUAAGUAUAUAUGCUCCUGAUGUAAGCAAACUGAAAGAAGAAAGGGAAGCUUUUUUUGAUGCCUUGCAAGCUAUGUUAGAUAAAAUACCCAGUAAAGACAAAGUGUUUAUUAUGGGCGACUUUAACUCAAGAAUUGGGAACACAGUUAUUCCAGGAAUCAUGCAUAGUUUCAACGAAGGAGCAGUGAAUGAUAACGGAGAUAUAUUGAUAGAUGUAUGCGCCCUCAACGAAUUACGUAUCAACAACACAUAUUUUGAUCAUAAGGAACAACAAAAGUACACCUUCGCUAACACGAGAAGCCAAAAAUCAACUAUUGACUAA
Diorhabda sublineata is the source of this 765-nucleotide messenger RNA. Its product is annotated as craniofacial development protein 2-like. The coding region runs from base 1 to 765 and encodes 254 amino acids. NCBI's taxonomy places the organism in Eukaryota, Metazoa, Arthropoda, Insecta, Coleoptera, Chrysomelidae. Gene Ontology annotation, molecular function: catalytic activity. The transcript has a single exon. The record is from RefSeq and is a predicted model, not a curated record.